AAACAAUGACAAUUUCCAAGAUAUGAAUCAAUAAGUAGCUUGGGUAAAAAGAGUCAAGUAGCUGACCAGGAAUCAAUAACAAAUAAUAUAUUGUCGUCAACAAAAGACAACUCUCCGAAAGUCGGAAGCUAUCAUUACGAUAAGUAUCGAUAAUAUCCGAUGAUUGCAGUCCUUUUUUCCUCCAAGAAAGUCUAAAAGGGUUGGAAAAACAUAAACUGCGCAUAAAACUUCAUUAUUUAUUCAUAAAUUAUUAAUAUUUUAUUAUUCACUUCUAUUUCUAUUGUUCCGACGGUAGUCUUCCCAAGUUUUUUAUAUUUCUUAUAAUUUAUUGUAACAAUGAAAGUUCUAACUCACAGUUUCUUUAUAUUGCAAGUCUUCGGCGGAUGGAUACCGAUCUCCUGGAGCUCGACGGUCAAGGAGCAAAUUUACAAUAUUUAUACUCUAAUUAUUGGACUAACAAUGAUUACCUUCUUUGUCUCCUGCACGAUAGAUUUAUUUUACACUUCAAAUAUUGAAAUAAUGGUCCAGAAUUUGUCAAUGACUUUCACGGUAUUUGUUGCCUGGUCGAAGUUAGUUCUGCUUAAAUUGAAGCGGAGUGAAGUUAGGAAUAUUCUUCGGCUUCUGGAUGGAAGACACUGUAGGGUAGAGCGGGAAAAAGAGGAGAGAAUUCAAUUUAAGCAUGAUAAAAAAGCCAAAGACAUUGUUGUAACUUACUUCAUCCUGGUAGGCUGCGCAGUAUCAUUCAUGACAACAGCUUCAAUUUUGGACAACCUAUCAGCUCGAGUUCUUCCUUUCAACGGCUGGUUCCCGUUUCAACACUUUAACGGUUCAGGAUUCUGGAUCGCGUAUUUCCAUCAAAACAUCGCCCACUUCUACGUCGCCAUGGUGGGAUCUGCAUUUGACACCGUAGUCUGGGGAGUUUUCAUCCAGAAUUCCAGCCAGUUGGUCAUUUUGAAGAGCAGGUUAGAAAGUUUUGUAAAAAUAGUUCAUCGGAACAAGACAGGUGGCACUGGCGACGUAUCUUCUUUAAGAGAUUGGGAACACAAGUUCAUGAAAGAGUGCAUUCAUCACCACUGGAUCAUUUUGCAGUUUGCUAAACAAGCUAAUGAUCUAUUCUCACCAAUAAUAUUCCUCCAAUACUCAUUAAGCUCAUUGAUUCUUUGUAUGAGCGUCCAAUUAUUGACAAAACUUGCUUUUGGUAGUCCUGAGUUUAUGUUUAUUGUUUUUUACCUUUGUUGUAUGAUAUCACAAAUUUUUUUGUUCUGCUGGUAUGCAAACGAAGUUGCAUUAGAGAGCUCCGGUAUAAGUUCUGCGAUCUACAACAUGGACUGGCAAUAUUUGACGAAUAAAACCAAAAAGGAUCUACUGCUGAUGAAAAUGAGGACUGUCAGGCCAAUUAAGUUCACCAGUGGAAGCUUGAUUGAACUUUCUCUAGAGUCUUUCACCAAGCUCAUGAAAUUUUCGUACACUGCAUACAACGUUCUUCAACGAAAGUAGAAAAAACCAAUAAAUAUAUUAGAGAAGUUAAACCCAAAUGCAGUAGCUGCAUCCAGGUAGUCAUUAGUCUUCAUAUCAUUAGAGUUUUCAUAAUUAAAAAUGACUAAAAAAAAUAUUAGAUAAU
Cotesia glomerata is the source of this 1621-nucleotide messenger RNA. Its product is annotated as odorant receptor 46a-like. NCBI's taxonomy places the organism in Eukaryota, Metazoa, Arthropoda, Insecta, Hymenoptera, Braconidae. Gene Ontology annotation, biological process: detection of chemical stimulus involved in sensory perception of smell; sensory perception of smell. The coding region runs from base 337 to 1497 and encodes 386 amino acids. The record is from RefSeq and is a predicted model, not a curated record. Gene Ontology annotation, molecular function: olfactory receptor activity; odorant binding. The transcript is spliced from 5 exons. Gene Ontology annotation, cellular component: plasma membrane.